UACACUCUCUGACAUUUGGUUUGGAAAAUAAACAAAAUACAAAAUUAGUUUUAUUAUUUAACUAUUAUUUUAAUUUCUUAAUAUGAUAUGUUUUAGUGGGUUGUCUUGUCAUGUUGUACAUAUUAUAGCAUUAUUUUUCAACGUUAUACACGGUAAAUAUCACUUAAUAAUAUAAGAUACUCCGUGAAAUGAGUUAUGAAUCAAAACCCUGAUGGCACAUCACAUUAAUAAGGUCCAUGGCUUGAUUCUUCAUAAAAUGGAUAAAGGAGAUCUAAAUUUUGAAUCUAAGGAGGCGUUGAAAAGAGUUCUUGAUGAGUAUGAAAUUCACAUAAAGACAAUAGAACAGCAGUUGGAUUUGUGUAAGAAGGAUCAUGAAGAACUAAGAAUUGAAAUCAGCCAUUUAGUUGAAGAGAAUAGAGACUUGUACGAAAAGCUGAUGACUUGCCAUAGACAGCAACAAAGUCCAACAAAUAAAUCAGAUAAAAAUAUCCUAUUCCAUCACUCGGAAAUGGUUGAUAACCUUCAACAGCAGUUGGCUUUGGCAAUGGAAGUAAGUAAUUUUUUAUUUCCAUGUAAUUAAGGAAUAAAAUGCAGU
Molecule: messenger RNA, 595 nt
Organism: Homalodisca vitripennis (glassy-winged sharpshooter)
Lineage: Eukaryota; Metazoa; Arthropoda; Insecta; Hemiptera; Cicadellidae
Exons: 4
Coding region: 212-580 (122 amino acids)
Source: RefSeq, a predicted model, not a curated record